AUAAACUGUUGCGAAAUGGCAAAUUCACAUAAAAUAAAACUUUCUGAAAGGCUUUCGUUGUCGAUUCGUCCUUCACAUUACCAACUCCUGUUAAAUCCCGAUAUGAAGACUGGUCUUUUUCAAGGAAACGUUAAAAUAGAUGUUAACCUAGAAGAUAAGAAAAAUUUUCUCUCUUUACACACAAAAUUUUUAGAUAUAAGUGAUGUGAAAGUCUUUAAAGGUGUUACAGAAAUACCGGUGAUUAAAUUUCUGGAAAAUAAGUAUCUUGAACAACUUUUAAUCCAGUUUGACAAUGACCUUAGCCCUGGAAAUUAUCAGUUGUCCAUUAAAUUCAAUGGAAACUUAACUCGCAAUAUUGUUGGAAUUUAUUUGUCUCAUUUAAAAAAUAAUAGUACCAUGGUAGCAAGUAAAUUUCAGCCAACUUAUGCACGGCAGGCCUUUCCGUGCUUUGAUGAGCCAGAAUUCAAAGCCACAUAUGAUAUCACUCUUGUGAAACCUGUGGAUUAUGUAGCCCUCUCUAACAUGAAUGAAAUAUCAAAACUGAUAGAUUCUUCAACAAACACUGAGGCUGUGACAUUCGCUACUAGUGUUCCGAUGUCAACAUAUUUAGCCUGCUUUGUUAUAUGUAAUUUCGAUUACAAGGAGGCUGAAAUACAAGCAAAUGGAAUUGGAAAUAAUUUCAAAUUGAGGUCAUUUGCUCAAAAAGAUCAAACUCAUAAGAUUGAUUUCGCUCAAGACAUCGGAAAGAGAGCUACUGAAUUUUACAUCAAAUAUUAUGAAGUACCUUUUCCACUUCCGAAAUUGGAUAUGAUCGCUAUUCCUGACUACGUAUCUGGUGCUACUGAACACUGGGGGUUGAUAACAUACAGGGAAACCUCCUUUUUAAUUGAUGAGACAACAGCAUCUUCAAGAAAUAAAAUCAGUGUUGCCAACACCGUAGCCCAUGAACUUGCUCAUAUGUGGUUUGGAAACUUAGUUACCAUGAAAUGGUGGGAUGAGGUCUGGUUAAAUGAGGGCUUUGCGUCAUACAUGCAAGUAAAAGCUUUAAAUGCUAUUGAACCCUCAUGGACAAUGUUGGAUCAAUUUUUAACAAGAACAUUACACUCAGUUUUGGUUACCGAUGCAAAACUUUCUAGUCAUCCAAUAGUUCAAACUGUUGAGACGCCAGAUGAAAUCACUGCCAUUUUUGAUUCUAUAUCUUAUUACAAGGGAGCCUCAGUCUUAAGAAUGUUAGAAGGAUUUACUGGAGAAGAAAACUUCCGCCUGGGCGUGUCGGACUACUUGAAGAAGUAUGAAUUUGGUAAUACCAUUACAAAGGAUCUGCUUUCAUCUCUAGAACCAUAUUUUAAGAAAAAUAAUCCACAAUUGAGUCUAAUGUACAUAAUGGACACAUGGACAAGACAAAUGGGUUAUCCCCUAUUAACUGUCACGCCAGGCGACAAAAGUAAUACUUAUGUUAUAACUCAGAAACGUUUCUUAAUUGAUCCAGAAGCUGAGGUCAAAGAUGAUUCAGAUUAUAAGUAUCGUUGGUUUGUACCAAUCACAUAUACUACUAAUAAUGGUCCAAAAGAAAACAUUCUGUGGUUCCCAGAUAAUUUUGAUAGUGUUAUAUUGACGUUGGAGGAUGGUGAAAAAUGGUUCAAAAUAAAUAAUAAUCAAGUAGGGUUCUACAGAGUGAACUACACGGAUAGUAUGUGGCAAGAUUUAACAGAACAACUCCAAAGCCAGACUAAACAGCUGACAAUCUCAGAUCGGUCGAACCUUCUCGACGACGUGUUUGCUCUAGCGGAGGCCCAAGUACUGCCCUACUCGGUAGCUCUAAACCUCUCCACUUACUUAACGGUUGAGAAUGAUUUUGUUCCAUGGGAAACUGCGACAUCGAUCUUCGCCAGUCUUUCUACGCGACUUUUGAACACUACGGCUCAUGACGAUUUACAGAAAUAUGUCCAACGACUCGUAAGUCCGUUAUACGCAAAACAAACCUGGGAGAGAACGAACUUAAGUGUUAUUGACGGUUUAUUACGUACGAGAAUUCUAUCGCUAUCGACAACGUACCAAUUACCGGAUGCUGAAGAAAAGGUUAGGAAUAUUUUUCUGAAGUGGCUAAACUCACCGAAAGAAAUCACAAUCGAGCCGGACUUGAGAGAUUUCAUUUAUUACUACGGAAUGAAAGCAGCAUCGCAAGACGAAUGGGACAAACUAUGGAUGAUAUAUUUGGAAGAGGACGACGCUCAAGAACAGUUGAAACUACGAAGUGCCCUGUCUGCACCACGGGAUGUUAACAUAUUGAAGAGAUACACGGAACUCGCGUGGGAUGAAAAGUACAUAAGAAGUCAAGAUUAUCUCAACGUUUUGACUUCUAUCAGUUCGAACCCAUCUGGUACUGAUUUAAUUUGGCAAAAUGUUCGAGAAAAUUGGCCGAAACUAGUCGAACGGUUCACGCUAAAUAGCAGAUACUUAGGGAGCCUCGUACCUAGCAUCACUGACACUUUCAACACGGAAAUAAGGCUAAAAGAGAUGGAGUCGUUUUUCGCUCAGUAUCCCGAAGCAGGCGCUGGCGAGUCGUCCCGUGUUCGAGCUCUCGAAAAUGUUCGGAACAAUAUCAAAUGGACGAAAACACAUCAGAGCAAUGUGUCUGAUUGGUUAAAAAAACAAGUUAAUAAAUAACUCUUGUUAUAUGUUCUCAGAACCAAAAAAUCAACAAUUAAAUUGUUAAUUUGAAUAUGAAAUGUUUAAAUAUUUGUA
Melitaea cinxia (Glanville fritillary) is the source of this 2745-nucleotide messenger RNA. RefSeq names its product glutamyl aminopeptidase. Lineage: Eukaryota; Metazoa; Arthropoda; Insecta; Lepidoptera; Nymphalidae. Gene Ontology annotation, molecular function: peptide binding; metalloaminopeptidase activity; zinc ion binding. The record is from RefSeq and is a predicted model, not a curated record. Gene Ontology annotation, biological process: proteolysis; peptide catabolic process. The transcript has 16 exons. Gene Ontology annotation, cellular component: cytoplasm. Bases 16 to 2667 code for a protein of 883 amino acids.